Homalodisca vitripennis (glassy-winged sharpshooter) is the source of this 974-nucleotide messenger RNA. RefSeq names its product proteasome subunit alpha type-4-like. The record is from RefSeq and is a predicted model, not a curated record. NCBI's taxonomy places the organism in Eukaryota, Metazoa, Arthropoda, Insecta, Hemiptera, Cicadellidae. The coding region runs from base 155 to 931 and encodes 258 amino acids. Gene Ontology annotation, cellular component: proteasome core complex, alpha-subunit complex; proteasome core complex; cytosol. The transcript is spliced from 7 exons. Gene Ontology annotation, biological process: ubiquitin-dependent protein catabolic process.
UUUGUCGGUUUUGGUUUGUCAAAUGUCCGUGAGUUUGCGUCUUUAAAAGUGUAACUCAUUGUGGUUUGCUGUCUGUUGUAGUACAUAAUUUAUUAAUAGUUCAAGCUUUUCUUCGUAAACAUAUUUAAGGAUUAGACAAAUUGUCCAAAUAAAAAUGGCUAGACGAUAUGACACCCGAACAACCAUCUUUUCUCCAGAAGGUAGGUUGUACCAAGUGGAAUAUGCAAUGGAAGCCAUCAGUCAUGCAGGAACUUGUCUGGGAAUCCUGGCUAAUGAUGGAAUCCUGCUGGCCGCAGAACGAAGGAACACCAACAAACUCCUCGACGAAGUCUUCUUCUCAGAGAAAAUCUAUAAAUUGAAUGAUGAUAUGGUGUGUAGUGUGGCAGGAAUCACUUCAGAUGCCAACGUGUUGACCAGUGAACUGCGACUGAUCGCACAACGUUAUCAACUUCAAUACAAUACCAGUAUUCCUUGUGAGCAGCUUGUAUCCUCUCUCUGUGACGUUAAACAAGCUUACACCCAGUUCGGAGGUAAAAGACCAUUUGGUGUGUCUAUUCUCUAUAUGGGAUGGGACAAUAACUACGGGUAUCAGUUGUACCAGUCCGAUCCCAGUGGUAACUACGGCGGAUGGAAAGCAACCUGUAUCGGCAUGAACAGUGCUGCAGCAGUGUCAAGCCUGAAGCAGGAGUACAAGGAGAACGAGACAACACUGAAGGAUGCCGAGGCCCUGGCCAUCAAAGUGCUCAGCAAGACCCUUGAUAUGAACAAACUCACCCCAGAGAAAGUUGAGUUGGCUACCCUUACAAGACAAGACGGCAAGACAAUUACUCGCAUCUUGCCAGCCAAUGAGGUUGAAGCUCUGAUCGCUGCUUAUGAAAAAGCUGAGGCUGAAGCUGAAGCUGCAAAGAAAGAGAAGCAACAAAAAAGCUAGAUUGUUUAUUUAAUACCUUAAUAAAUUUAUAUUAAUUUUUCAA